Molecule: messenger RNA, 272 nt
Organism: Funneliformis geosporum
Lineage: Eukaryota; Fungi; Glomeromycota; Glomeromycetes; Glomerales; Glomeraceae
Source: the annotation of a GenBank genome assembly
AAGAAGAACCUAGUGCAACUACACAACAUCAAUCACCUAAAGACAAACUGUUCAUAGAAGUAAAAGUUGCUGAAAAAAAAAUAAAUAUAAUAAUCGAUACAGGCGCAGUAAGAAACGCUGUAUCAAAAGGCUUCUUAGAUGAAAUUGGAUUGGAAAUUGAUGGAUCACCAGAUAAAACCCUAAUUGGAAAAAAUGGAAAAAUUACAACACCAUUAGGAGUCAUCCAUCAACUUCCAAUCAAUCAAAAUAAAUACAACAAUUUGAAAAAUUGA